AUGAGGUCUUUCAAUUUUUUUUUGGCUUUUUUGCCUACCUUGCUCCAGGCAGCUGUGGUGCCACUUUUGUUGGACGGCGCACUCGAUAGCGCUACUGCCGAUUCUACCAAGUACAACACUGGUGGAAAGAUAUCCGUCAAUGGAAUCACCAUCACCAUCCCAAAGAACACGCAAUUCCAGUUCCCCGCAGCUUUCAUUCCGUUCAAAGAAGUCGCAGAAGGUGGAUUCCUUGGAAACGAGGUUUCGGUCGUCGGCAAUUACGUUGACGRUGUAGCAAUCGCGGGUCUGGUAUCGAUUGCACAGUUCUCCCUUUCAAUAAACACCGGUGUGAUCGCAAGUCUCAAUGUGGAUGGUCGCAUCAAAAUGGUUGGAGGUCAGACCGUCCGCAUCAACGACCCCAACGCUGUCUACUCCGCUGGUUAUACGUCAAACCCAGCUUUUACGGCGGACGACCAGAAUCCGAGCGUUACUGCCUUUAGUGGCUUUCCGAUGUGUGUCCCAAGAUCUGCGAAUGAUCCCAAAUGUCCGGCUUCCAACAGACCUGCUGGGAGGAAUAGCUUCACCGCUCCUGAUCCUCUGACCAUGGCUCCAUUACUUCCAGGAGACUACAUCGAAUUCUCUGGCAUCCGCGUAGGCGGAGAGUUCAUUUGCUACGCCCUUGUCGCCCCAAGCGUGCAAAUUCUCACCACUGGAGUUCCAGCAUACAUUCGGGUUGAAGACGCCAUUAUUGGAGUAGUGGAUAAGCAAGACGCAGGAGAUGUAGAGUUUGCAGAUACCAGAUUCGUCGGWUAUACCACGGAUGCCUCCAUCAGUUUAACCAUUUCCCGCAAUGAAAUUGAUCCUUGCACCGGAGAUGUCAAAUCUGUCGCAGUAGGCUCUGGAACGCCAGCCGCUGGCGGGAAUCGUAACAAGUGGCUCUGGCGUGCAAGUKCAACUAUCCCAACGCUUUACACUCGCGAAUAUGUCGUGACAGCCUCCUCAGGCACCAAAUCCACCAACGGGGGACAGAUUCUCGCCGGACAGUACGUACAACCCGUCACCGAAUGGAUCUUUCCCGAAAAUACGAAUCCAGGCACAAUCCCCGCCAAAAAUGACUUUUCAUCCUUCUCCUGGCUCCGCUCAGGUUCUGGACCUGAUUCUGAUGGGAAUAUCUGGGGUCCGCUGAGCCCUUGGCCAGAUACCACCGCUCCUCCAGCCCCUACAGCAUGCGUACCAGACACACCUCCAUCAACUUCCAGCACAGUCCCCCUCGCCAACGCAGGAGCCGCACAAGCACUGCGUCCAGGAGUGAGAGUCAAAUUGAACGGCACAGCCGAUAACGCAGCCCUUUUCACCGCCAAAGACUUGACGUACGCAUGGAAACAAAUCUCCGGCCCAAUCCUCACUCUCGAAAACAGCGGUACUGCGAAACCAACUUUCAUCGCACCGAACGUCACGACUCUAACAUCCUACAUCUUUCUCGUCAAUAUCACAUCCACGCAAUGGCAAACUUCUUCAACAGCCAACGUCACCAUAACCAACGACCCGAAGAAAUCAGAUAUCGUGGUCAUCGAUAGUUAUACCUGGACUACACAGCAAGGAGGAACACUUAGUUUGACAGCUCAUUCGAAUGUUGUGGAUGGGAGUGCGAGAUUGAGUUUAUCGCUACUUAAUCCUACUGCUGGUGGUGCUGCGAUUAGUAUGACGAGUGCUGGGGGAGGGAAGUUUACGUAUAAUGCUAGGAGUACUAAGAGACCUUCUAAUGGGGUUUUGGUGAGGAGUAAUUUUGGGGGAAUGCAGGUGAUUGGGGCUACUACUGCUAGGAAGAGAUUGGUUUGA
Messenger RNA from Ramularia collo-cygni, 1818 nucleotides. RefSeq lists its product as uncharacterized. Bases 1 to 1818 code for a protein of 605 amino acids. NCBI's taxonomy places the organism in Eukaryota, Fungi, Ascomycota, Dothideomycetes, Mycosphaerellales, Mycosphaerellaceae. The record is from RefSeq and is a predicted model, not a curated record. The transcript is spliced from 6 exons.